Messenger RNA from Epinephelus fuscoguttatus (brown-marbled grouper), 5073 nucleotides. RefSeq names its product cilia and flagella associated protein 43 (gene cfap43). The coding region runs from base 100 to 5070 and encodes 1656 amino acids. The record is from RefSeq and is a predicted model, not a curated record. The transcript has 38 exons. Gene Ontology annotation, biological process: cilium assembly; sperm axoneme assembly. NCBI's taxonomy places the organism in Eukaryota, Metazoa, Chordata, Actinopteri, Perciformes, Serranidae. Gene Ontology annotation, molecular function: protein binding. Gene Ontology annotation, cellular component: axoneme.
GUGGUUGCCAGGGUUACACAACGACUCUUCUUGCCGUUAGUGUGUUGUGUCGGUGAAAAAGUUUAACUUUACUGUGUGUAUUUUUAUUCCUGUCUUAAAAUGGAUGACUUUGGAAGUCUAGAAGUCAGGUGGAUUCAAGGUUUUACAAACAAGACCAUCGAGUUUGUCGACAACAAAACAAUAUGUUACACAUGUGGAAGUCAUAUCUGUUUCCUGAACCUGGAGACAACAAAACAAAGUGUGUUUAAGAGUCCUGGCAGAGGCAUCAGUGCACUGACAGCCAAUGACAACAAUGGGACCUUUGCUUUCUCUGAGGAAAAACUAUCCCCAUCUAUAUUUGUGUAUGUUUUCCCUGAGUUGCAGUUGAAGAAUGAACUCAAAGGAACAGCACAACUGGACUACACAUCUCUGACAUUAAGUGAUGGUGGUCCAUAUUUGGGCUGUUGUUCCUCUCUUCCAGACCACACCAUAACAGUGUGGAACUGGGAAAGCGCUGAGCCAAUUUGUACACAACCACAAGCUGGGCAGGGUGUCAUUACUUUGGUCUUCAACCCUCUGAAUUGGCUCCAGCUCUGUGCUCUGGGCACUACAUCCCUCACUGUCUGGAAUAUUGAGAAGAGUGCCAGCUUUCAUGUCCUGAAACCGAGUGUGAUUGAGCUUCCAGCAACUGAUGGUUCUUUUGUUGAGAGAUUGGUGCCCACCUCUCAUACUGCCAGCGACACAGUGCCCUAUUUUGGUCCUGAGAUGCCUCCCUCAGCCAUCUCAGGGCUCAGGGGAGACAAGGCAGAACGCAUUAUGACUAAACUGUGUACCAAGGCCAGGCUCACUCCUACUGCCAUCUGCUGGACAGCCACAUCAGAGCUUUACGUGGGCUGUGCGGAAGGCUUUCUGCUCCUUGUUGACCCAGAGAGUCUCUCUGUCUCAGUCCUCUUCAGCCCCACUACUGUUGAUGCCAUUCCUGAACUCACACAGAGCAGCUUCCAAAGUUUAACCCUUAACAAGAAUGGUUUGAUUGCUGUGGGAAAGGAGAGUGUGGUGCACUGCCUGCAAAUCAAAGAGACCAAGAUCAGCAUCACACAAACAUGGCAAUUAGAAGGACCUGUCACAAAAGUGAUGUGCUCCCCUGACUAUGAAACAUUACUUUUAUCUUCUUCUACUGGGCAAAUUUAUAUGUUGAACCCAGCCCAGUCAGAUGAGAUUGUGAAAGUCCUGGAUGUUCUCAGCGGCAUCUUUGUGGCAGCAGCUUUGUCACACAUUGACAAGAACAUUUGUGUGUCAGUGAGGGAUUCGGGACAACUGCAGCAGUGGUCCACAGAUGGCAUUUGCCUUGGUUCUUUGUCUCUUCAAGCUGAGGUGACAAGUCUGGCCUGCUGUCCUAUUGCACAAUACGCAGCUGUGGGAACGGUUUCAGGAAGUGUCCUCUUUAUUGACCUGAACAGGGCGCAGCAACCUCGCCUGGUGCACCGUAUUCAUCUCUACCACACUCCUGUGGAUCACCUAGUUUUUGAUCAAGAGGGGCACUAUCUUUUCACCAGUGCCUCAGAUUCACACAUCUAUGUACUAGAUGCAAGGCCAUCAAAGAGGUUUUCAGUCAUAGGAUACACAGUUGUUCCUGGACCCAUUUUGUCACUUUCCACUCAGUGCAUCAGGGACUGUGAGCAGGUGAAAGUUCUUGCACUGUGCACUGGACAGAAGGGCAAAAGUCAUGAUGGUAGCCUGCUCACAUUGCUCUCUCUGCCUGCGAUGGACCUUACAGGUCCAGAUUGUGUAGACCACCAUGGUUGUCUGUCUCCUCACAUCCUCAAAGUGUCCAGAUAUGAAGUGCCUCAACCACUUACAUCCUGUGUACUGGGAGACAGUGAGGUCUUUGCUUACUGCCACAAGAGAAAAACUCUUCAGUGCUUUCGGCUUCCUCAGGACACAGAUGGCUUCUCCAGUCAACAGGUGGUCCAGCUCAAGCCAGAGCAGGAAGUGAGGGGUCACCCUCUGGGCCCUGCCUCUCCCAUCCUGUCUCCACAUCAAUUAUGGCUGGCUUCUGUGGGCCAAGAUGGCCUCCUACGCAUCCGAGAAACUGCUUCCAUGGGGCGGUACACUGAACUGCAGUGUCAUUCAUGGCAUCUGGGUGGAGUUCGGAGCGUGUCCUUCUCUGCAGACAGCCAGACCCUCCUCACUGCUGGCUUUAAAGAUGGCUCUCUUGUGUGUGCUGAUCUCAGACUUAAAGGUGUAACAGCUGGUAAGGUGAAUGAAGCUACUGAGUACAGUCAGUCUAUGGAUCAUUUCUUGAAGACCAUAAUCAACACAGAGAAUCCCGUCCUCAUUAACCUGCCUGAGUGGGACCAAGAGUCUCCUGCUGGCACUGAAAAAACAGCGGAAAGGGAGGUCAGUGGUGGAGCACAGACUGUGGAUGUGACAGAGCAGGAUGAGAGUUAUAACAGCCUGCUGUCUGCUCCUCCUUCACACCCCACCUGGCUGGAGAGCAGGCGAGAGGCGGUUAUGAAAGAAGAGAAUGAGCAAUAUUCUGAGACAAAGAAAAAACUGAGGAAAAGUCUCAAAGAGUUACGUGACACUAUCCAGGAGAUGAUGCGUGAAAAUGAGAACGACCCAGAUGCCGAGCGCCUGGAGCAACAGGAGUUCAACCUGAAUAUUGAGGAGCAGAAGAGACUGGAAGAGCAGGAAGUUACUCGUGUGCGCACUGAAGUGGAAUGGGAGAUUUUAUCAAAAUGGUACCUCCGUGAUGUCCUACAGAGAGAAUGCUGGGAUUCUUUGAAGGUCAAAGGCAAGGCCAUAAAGGCCUUUCAUUCUGACCAUGAGGUGAAGAACUACCCUUUGAAGGAGCGAACAGGGAAGGAGCUGGAGGACCUUCGCAGGGUUCAGAAUACAAGGAAGACUGAAGAGGCUGCUUGCACCCAGAGCAGCGUAAAGAAAACUUCCAACACAGUGAGUGCGAAUGAGGACAAGCUUGGGGAGGAAAGCCACGAGGCAGAAAGUGCUGCUGUAACAGGAAGUUUCACCGCCAAGUUGGGAUAUUCAAAUCCUUACAUCUACAAUCAGUUCUGCCUGCAGACUACAGAGCAGAAGAUCAACCAGAUAAUUCUGCUACAGGAUGUGAUUUAUAACAUCAAGACAUCUUUCAACACUGAGUUUGACGCCGUGCACAAGCAGAAGGUGCAGGAGCUGAACCGUGUGAGAGACAGGAACAGACAAAUCCGGGACAUCAUGCUGAAGCUGGACAUGAAUGAGAAGCUGUGGGAGCCUAGCCUGACCAUCAGCGAGCAGCCAAAGAGGCUGCUCACAGUGGAUGACUCUGAGAUAAAAGCAGAGAAGUUUCUCACCCCAGAGAAGAAGGAGGAGGAGAGGAAGAAGCUGGAGGAGCAAAAACGUCUGGCUGCCGAAGGUGAUGAAGUCAGAGACAGGGCUCUGGACGACAUGAUGGAUGGAGUGCUUGAAGUGAAAAAAGAGGACAUCUUGAAAAUGGAAAUACCUCUGCCUGAGUUUGUUUUGAGCAAACCUGACAGCCAGUGGACUGAGGAGGAGAAGAAAGCCUUUAAAGAGAAUGAAAAGAAAAGCAAAGACCUGAGUGAGGAGAAGGAGAAAUACAAAAAGUCACUGGAAAAUGAAAUGAAAAAACUGCAGGCGUCCAACAGGGAUGCAACCAAAAAGUUGGAUGACACGUUGACGAAGCUGUUUGAGAAGAAAAUGAAAUGUGAAAUGACUAUUUAUCAGGAAGAGCUCAAGAUUACCUAUCUGGUUUAUUCAGUCCUCACAGAAGAUGAGAUGAGAAACCGAGAGCUGGAGCUCAAGCUCAAACUUGAAAAAACGUUGGCAUACAAGGAUGAAAUUGCCGAGGAGGUGAAGAGACAUGAAGAGGAAGUGGAAUUGUUUCAGGAGGCCUAUGACAGCCUUGUAGCUGAGGACAAAGUUCUUGACAAAGAAUUCAGGAGGGAGUUCUUUGAUGUACCAAGCAAUGUGGUUGACCAACUAUAUAAGUCAUUCAAGCGUAGACCCAGGGUUCAAAAGAUAAAGACCCAGACCGACAACAACAACUCCAGCCCGUUUAAAAACCAGCGUCUGUGUGGCUCUCUGGCUCCUGAUGCACUCGGCAAAAUGUUGAAGGCCGUGGAGGAGCUUGAUACUCCGGAGAAUGUACCAGCAGGCUUAAGCCCAUUGAUCUGGGAGAGGUUUCGUCUUGUCCGCAAAGCAAAAAUAGAGAGUGAGCAUAAGAUCAAAGUAAAAGCUCUGACUAUUGCUGAGAUGUAUGCGUUCCUACAGAAGAAGAGAGAUGAAGAGAACGCCGCUCUACAGGAAAUUAAAAAUCUCUCUGACGGACUUGAAAGUCUGCAUAAGGAGAAGCACCGUUUCCUGAUGGACAUCAUGGUCCAGGUCCUGCUCAAACAGGGCCAGGUGGAGGUGUCCACCACAGACCUGACUCCUGACUACUCUGCCUCUGUGCUCCUUCACAUGAGUGUGGUGGAGGACCUCAACAAAACCAUCAGGACGCUUGGAGAGCAGAAGGUUGCCUCCAUGGUGGAGUGCAAAGACAUCCGUAAGGGCUUCAUCCAGCUGCAGUGGGAGGACAGGAUGAUGAGGAUGCAAAUAGAGGACCUCAACACCAAGGCGAGGGACAUCCAAAAGUUAAGACUCUCUGAGAGGCAACGGGAAUAUCUCAACAAGACAGAUCAAAACAGUCGCGUGUCCAAGCAAGUUUCCACUCUUGAGAAAGAGAUGGAUUUCCAGGAAAAGACUCAUCUUAAAUAUGUGCAACAUCGCAUAAAAAAUAUCAAACAAAUUAAAAGGCAGGCGGCAAUGAAAGCUAAGAAGAACAAAACUGUAGAGGAGCAGCUACCGGACAUGCAGAUGACCGUGGCAGAGAGGAGACACGUCUGUAAAGCAACAGCUUCAGAGGAAAAUCAGGCGGCUAAAACAGAGGAGCGCUACAGAGAAAUCGUUCAGAGGAAGAACUUGGCGGACUUUGCCAGAGAGCAGGCGGAGGAUCUGGCUUUCCUCUGGGCAGAGGUCGAGCGUCUGAGGAUGAAGAACUUUCCUUCGCUCAAUCAGCUGAAACACAACUGAGCG